AUGGACUGGGGCAUCUACAAGCCGGCGAAGCGCUUGAGGCCUGGGCCUGCUGCGGGAGGCUGCGAGCCCGAGGGCGGCGGGCGACUGCUGCGCCAGAGGCGCCUGGCGCCGACGCCCACGAGGGCACCGCCCAGCGGCAUCCCAUGGGCGCCGCCCAGCGGCAUCCAUGUGCCGCCGCCGCGCCGUCGCAGCCCACCGACGACAGCGCCGACGCCGGCCGCUGAAGCACUGCGAUGGGCGCUGCGACGCCAGAGCGGCGACCAGAGCACCGACCGGACCGCCGACAAGAGCGCCGACCAGACCGCCGACCAGAACACUGGCGCCAACACCAAGCCCGGCGCCUACGCCUUGAGCUCGCGCGGACCGAGGCCCCCUCCUGGGCCGCCACCAACGCACCUGCGCACCGAACAGGGCGCCGACCAGAGCACCGACCAGGGCGCCGGCCAGAGCGACGACAAGAGCGCCGACCACAGCGACGACCAGGGCGCCGACCAGACCGCCGACCAGAGCGACGACCAGGACGCCGACCAGACCGCCCUGAGCUCGCGCGGCGCCGACCAGAGCACCUUCGAGGGCGCCGGCCAGAGCGACGACAAGAGCGCCGACCAGAGCGACGACCAGGGCGCCGACCAGACCGCCGACCAGAGCGACGACCAGGACGCCGACCAGACCGCCCUGAGCUCGCGCGGCCCGAGGCCGCCUCCUGGGCCGCCACCGGCGCACCUGCGCGCCGAACAAGGCGCCGACCAGAGCACCUUCGAGGGCGCCGGCCAGAGCGACGACAAGAGCGCCGUCCAGAGCGACGACCAGGGCGCCGACCAGACCGCCGACCAGAGCGACGACCAGGACGCCGACCAGACCGCCCUGAGCUCGCGCGGCCCGAGGCCGCCUCCUGGGCCGCCACCGGCACACCUGCGCGCCGAACAAGGCGCCGACCAGAGCACCUUCGAGGGCGCCGGCCAGAGCGACGACAAGAGCGCCGACCAGAGCGACGACCAGGGCGCCGACCAGACCGCCGACCAGAGCGACGACCAGGACGCCGACCAGACCGCCCUGAGCUCGCGCGGUCCGAGGCCGCCUCCCGGGCCGCCACCGGCACGCCUGCUCGCCGAACAAGGCGCCGACCAGAGCGCCUUCGAGGGCGCCGGCCAGAGCGACGACAAUAAGAGCGCCGACCAGAGCGACGACCAGGGCGCCGACCAGACCGCCGACCAGAGCGACGACCAGGGCGCCGACCAGACCGCCCUGAGCUCGCGCGGCCCGAGGCCGCCUCCUGGGCCGCCACCGGCACACCUGCGCGCCGAACAAGGCGCCGACCAGAGCGCCUUCGAGGGCGCCGGCCAGAGCGACGACAAGAGCGCCGACCAGAGCGACGACCAGGGCGCCGACCAGACCGCCGACCAGAGCGACGACCAGGACGCCGACCAAACCUCCCUGAGCUCGCGCGGCCCGAGGCCGCCUCCGGGCCCGCCACGGGCACACCUGCGCGCCGAACAAGGCGCCGACCAGAGCACCCUCGAGGGCGCCGGCCAGAGCGACGACAAGAGCGCCGUCCAGAGCGACGACCAGGGCGCCGACCAGACCGCCGACCAGAGCGACGACCAGGGCGCCGACCAGACCGCCCAGGGCUCGCGCGGCCCGAGGCCGCCUCCUGGACCGCCACCGGCACACCUGCGCGCCGAACAAGGCGCCGACCAGAGCACCUUCGAGGGCGCCGGCCAGAGCGACGACCAGGGCGCCGACCAGACCGCCCUGAGCUCGCGCGGCCCGAGGCCGCCUCCUGGGCCGCCACCGGCGCACCUGCGCGCCGAACAAGGCGCCGACCAGAGCACCUUCGAGGGCGCCGGCCAGAGCGACGACAAGAGCGCCGACCAGAGCGACGACCAGGGCGCCGACCAGACCGCCGACCAGAGCGACGACCAGGACGCCGACCAGACCGCCCUGAGCUCGCGCGGCCCGAG
Molecule: messenger RNA, 1961 nt
Organism: Prorocentrum cordatum
Lineage: Eukaryota; Dinophyceae; Prorocentrales; Prorocentraceae
Source: the annotation of a GenBank genome assembly